AUGAAGAACUCUUCUAUAGUUAAAGAAUUCAUUUUGAUAGGUUUUUCAAAUUCCCUUGAAAAUCAAAUGCUCAUCUUUUGGACUUUUUUCCUCAUCUAUGGAGUAGCUCUGGUAGGAAACUGCCUAAUUGUCCUUGCCAUCAGUGUCUGCAGGAAGCUUCACACACCCAUGUACUUUUUGCUAAUCAAUUUGUCUAUCAUAAAUGUAUGUUCAAUUUCUGUUAUAGUUCCCAAACUACUGCAAAUACUGUUAUCUGAGAGAAAGACUAUUAUAUUUCCUGGCUGCAUUGCACAAGUAUUUCUUUUCACCUUGGCUUUAGGAACAGAGCUCCUGCUUCUUGCAUUUAUGGCUUUUGAUCGCUAUGCUGCUAUUUGCCAACCUCUGCAAUAUACAGUAAUCAUGAGGAAGGAGAUUUGCUUUGGGACAAUGGCUGGGCUAUGGCUGAUAGGUAUAAUAAAUUCUUCAGUUCAUACAGGACUUGUACAAAGGCUUUCUUUCUGUGAUUCAAACAUCAUCAAUCACUUCUUCUGUGAGCUGCCACCAAUGUUCAAGAUCUCCUGUUCAGACACAAGUCUGAAUGAAAUCAUGGUUUUUGCAGCUUCCAUUGUCAUUGCCAUAGGCAGCUGUACCCUGACCUUCUUAUCUUAUUGGUUUAUUCUGAGGAGCAUCUUCAGAAUCCGUUCCACAGAAGGAAAGAAAAAGGCCUUCUCCACAUGCUCUUCCCAUCUCUUGGUUGUCAGCUUUUACUACUCCACCAUUAUCUAUACAUUCCUCCGUCCUGCUUCAAUGUACUCUUUAGAGGAAGACAAAGUGAUUGCUAUUAUUUAUUCUGUGGUCACUCCAGUCCUCAAUCCACUUAUAUACUCUCUGAGAAACACUGAUGUUAAGCAAGCUCUCAGAAAACUUAGUAUGAAAUAUACAAUAGCAGUCAAUAUUCUAUUACACUAG
Messenger RNA from Thamnophis elegans (Western terrestrial garter snake), 948 nucleotides. Its product is annotated as olfactory receptor 13G1-like. The record is from RefSeq and is a predicted model, not a curated record. The transcript has 2 exons. Gene Ontology annotation, biological process: G protein-coupled receptor signaling pathway. Gene Ontology annotation, molecular function: G protein-coupled receptor activity; olfactory receptor activity. Bases 1 to 948 code for a protein of 315 amino acids. NCBI's taxonomy places the organism in Eukaryota, Metazoa, Chordata, Lepidosauria, Squamata, Natricidae. Gene Ontology annotation, cellular component: membrane.